This is a messenger RNA of Lagopus muta (rock ptarmigan), 429 nucleotides long. Its product is annotated as dynein light chain 2, cytoplasmic-like. Gene Ontology annotation, cellular component: cytoplasmic dynein complex. The record is from RefSeq and is a predicted model, not a curated record. NCBI's taxonomy places the organism in Eukaryota, Metazoa, Chordata, Aves, Galliformes, Phasianidae. The coding region runs from base 4 to 429 and encodes 141 amino acids. Gene Ontology annotation, biological process: microtubule-based process; cilium assembly. Gene Ontology annotation, molecular function: dynein intermediate chain binding; dynein light intermediate chain binding. The transcript is spliced from 2 exons.
GGCAUGCCCCGCGCCCCCGCCCGCUGCCCAGCACCGCCGCGGGGCGCUGCUCGCACGUGGGGAGCGGUUAAACCGCAGCGGGGCGGAGAGAGACGGUGCGGGGCUGCCGGUGGACUGCGGGUACCUCCGCUCCUCCCGGGGGUGUGGGUGCAGGUGGCCAUGGAUGAGCAGAAGGCGGUGAUAAAGGACACGGACAUGCUGGAGGAGAUGCAGGAGCAGGCUGUGCAGUGUGCCGUUUUGGCCAUAGAGAAGUACAGCGUUGAAAGAGAAAUUGCUGCUCUUAUAAAGAGGGAGUUUGAGAAGAUGUACAGCCCCACUUGGCACUGCAUUGUAGGAAGGAAGUUUGGCAGCUACGUGUCUCACGAGACCAAGCACUUCAUUUUCUUCCUGGUGCGCGGCCUCAAUGUGCUCCUGUUCAAGGCUGGGUAG